AGUCCGUGCGCACAUGGGCACGGAUAUGGACAUUGAUGGGUGCUUACGCACACGCACACAAACACUUACACACGUCUCCACACUUUUCUACCAAGCGCUAGAACGAAAGGUGCACAUGUGAAUUAGAAAGUAGAGAAGUUGUUUCUUUUCCCCUGAGAGAAAGCAAAAAAAGAAGCGUCGUGGUUUGGAGCUGAUUUACGCAGCUGGAGAGAUCGGGCAUGUUCUUAGAAACCCUGCACCCUGUUUAGGGCUUAAGGAUGGUUGAUAAAGGGCCCUUACUGACCUCGGCUAUCAUCUUCUACCUGUCCAUCGGGGCUGCAAUCUUCCAAGUGCUCGAGGAGCCAAACUGGAAACUGGCAGUGAAUCAGUACAAUGAGCAGAAGGAGAGGAUCUUGAGAGAUUUCCCGUGUCUCACUAAAGCAGAUCUAAACAGGAUCCUGGAGGUGGUGUCUGAGGCUGCAGGACAAGGAGUCACCAUCACAGGAGAGAAAACCUUUAACAACUGGAACUGGCCAAAUGCGGUGAUAUUUGCUGCUACGGUCAUUACAACCAUCGGUUAUGGUAAUAUUGCCCCCAAAACCUCAGCAGGGAGAGUGUUUUGCAUUUUCUAUGGACUUUUUGGUGUGCCACUUUGUCUGACUUGGAUCAGCGAACUUGGCAAGUUUUUUGGUGGAAGAGCAAAACACCUCGGACAAUACCUUACCAAGCGAGGCUUUUCACUGAGGAAGGCACAGUUCACCUGCACAUUCGUCUUCCUGAUAUGGGGAGUACUGAUCCAUUUGGUUAUUCCCCCAUUCGUUUUCAUGUCCCAGGAAGGAUGGACCUACAUAGAGGGCUUGUACUUUUCCUUUGUAACUUUGACAACAAUCGGAUUUGGUGAUCUUGUAGCAGGUGUUGACCCCAAUGCUAACUACCCCACUCUGUAUCGCUACUUUGUUGAGGUGUGGAUAUACCUGGGUUUGGCCUGGCUCUCGCUUUUCUUUAACUGGAAGGUGAGAAUGGUCAUCGAGGCUCACAAAGCUCUGAAAAAGCGACGAAAACGGCAUAAACUCUCAUUGGAUGAGUUCCAGAACUGCAAAGAGACCCACAAGGCCUUGCAGUUACCACCUGCCAGUAAUGAAGUCAACAUCUUCAGCUUCCUGUCCAAGAGAAAGGUGGGCUACAAUGACCUCAUCAAACAGAUCGGUACCAAAAAUGAAGAUGAUCAGAUUGCUGGUACCAUUAGCUCUAAAAAAAAGAAGAGUGAAUAUAUCCGCUCCAAAAGCUGCGACGAUGCCGCUUCCGUUAACGGAAAUGCAAUUCUCAAACUAGACCAAUCGCCUCGCCAGAAACGCCGCUACAGCUUCAGUGACCGUGUCACGGUGGUCUUCUCCAAGUCCAAAAACUACCUGCUUGGCACAGAGGAGGGUCCACUCCUGAAUGAGAUGCAGGUCGAGGGUGAGCUGGACGUAGACCUGGAGAAAAUGUAUGAGAAUCAGUUGGAUAAAGAGGCAGGAGAGGAGCACAGGAACCUCGUGCCUGGGUGCUGUGGUCCUGGCCGUCACCUGUGGGACUCCAAUGAGUAUCAGCCAGUUAUUUUUCAAAAUGCCAACAUCACCUUUAUCGAUGAAGAGAACCUGCUGAACAACAGCCUGGAGGAUGAGGACGAGGAUGAAGACAUCAAAGUCAAGCUCUCGACCUCGGAUGAAAACGGCGAGUCUGAGAGCGAUUCUAAGGAGGACGAGUGCUUCGAAUCGGAGGAAUCUGUAUUCACAGACGGAACAGAUCACUCUAAUUCCUAUGAGCAGCUCGUAGAGGAGUAUUCUAAAGAAAACAACACCGAUACCUGAUUCAUCAGUGUUGGUUUGUUUUUGUUUUUUUUCUUCUUGUUGUUGAAGACUUAGACAUUUGUGUCUAACUUGAUCAAAGAAACAAAUGUUGUAAUCCAUUUCACAAUAUUUGUGCUGCAUACGUUUUGAUGGAGUCUGUGAAAUGCAUCACAUUCAGUAUUACACUGAGUAGACGCUACAGAUCGCACAAAAGUACAAGCAAUUAUCUUUCUCUACAACACCCCAAUUAUUGGGGAAUGACCUAAAUGAUCAACAUUUCUUUCAGUCUGAGCUCUGUCUGACAGAUUUUAGGAAGUUUGAAACUAAGACUGCUUGAUAGUUCAUCACUUCCUUAGUGGUUUUAUUUGUAGUUUUUGCCUAAUAGAGUACUAAUUUAUUAAAUUAUGUG
Tachysurus vachellii is the source of this 2217-nucleotide messenger RNA. RefSeq names its product potassium channel, subfamily K, member 5a (gene kcnk5a). Gene Ontology annotation, biological process: stabilization of membrane potential; potassium ion transmembrane transport. Gene Ontology annotation, cellular component: membrane. Gene Ontology annotation, molecular function: potassium ion leak channel activity. The record is from RefSeq and is a predicted model, not a curated record. The coding region runs from base 258 to 1829 and encodes 523 amino acids. NCBI's taxonomy places the organism in Eukaryota, Metazoa, Chordata, Actinopteri, Siluriformes, Bagridae. The transcript is spliced from 5 exons.